UUGGGAUUGUCAAAUAAUAAUUAAUUUUACAGUCUUUCAAAUUUUGUCCUUUCUUGGUCAAUGCUCAUGUUGAGCUUGUUAUGCUUGGUUUAAUCUCCAAGAGACGUUCGCACAAGCCCAGCCGUAUUAAUUGUUUUACGAAUGCAAUGAUAUAUUUUUGCUGUGUGACAUUAUUGAACUUGUACAUGCCAUUGGUCCUUUUCAAAAUUUCUGCUGUCAAUUUUGCCAGCUCAGAGCAGCUGUAUUGAUUAUGCUGACAAGGUAGUUAGCACACAUGAUGCGUCAUUGGUUUCUUCGGGACACAUUUUCGAGAAAUCAUCUUAAAAAGUAUAAAGUACACUAGUGUUGAACCAAUAUUGAAAAUUACUUAAUAUAUAGUCCAAAAGUUCUUAAAGAACAUCUCUCUGUUUGCCGUUUAGUAACUGGUCAGUGACAUGAGGAGACAGGAGACAUCACCAUAUGCUUCCUUGUACAUUGUAUACUUAUCAAUGUGUGAUGACAACAAAUCCUAGGAAAUUCCUUCUUUUGAUGUUUUAUUUGAUUUACAUCUCUACAACUUGUUGUCCUAUCGAUAGCAGUUUGAAAAAGCAACCCGUCUGUCUCGUAUAAUGCUUGAAGAGCUAGCACCUCUCCUCACAAAUGAUAUACUCCAUGAUAUUAAUGUCAGAGCUCUGUCUGCAAUAUGGAUUAUAGGACACUAGUCGGGCGGCCGCCACUAAGAGUCCAUUGUUCCGUCUAGAUGCUUAUCAAAUCUCCAUCAGAACUUCAGUCUAAACCAUUGUCUGAUUUGUAUUAUAGGCCCGGCCGCCGCUUAUAAUCUGAGCAAUAUGCUAAUUUGUAUGGAUCUACUGGAGCAAUGUUCUUACCUGUUUCUUAAGGCCCCUAGGCAUUCUCGCGUUGGUAUUCUUGCCAAAGGUUACGUUUUUUUUACGCCGUUGAAAUCUGUUAUUAGUUUUUUUGGGACAUUACUUUAGGAACUGUUUACCGAAUUUCGUCUCAAAUGACAGACACGGUAAGUUGUCUUUGUUAUUUUACUACAUGACUGACUUUGAUAUAAAUCUAUACCUGUUUAUGCAUAUUGGCCAACACUUAAUCCAAGCGUUUUGGGAACACGUAUGCGACUAUUAGUUGAAGUAGUAUAAUGUAACGAGUAAUUGACAUUAAAUUGAUACGUGAUUUGAUAAGAUUUAGUAGAGUGUGGCCAGCUAUUCGCCUUUAAACGCCGCCUUACUCGUUAUUUGCAGUUUUUCGAAUACCUUUACAAUUUAAAUGAUGAAAGAUGAACGUAAUACACACUGCCGACUGCACCUUUAAACUUUGGUAAACGAUACAGUAAGCCGGAAAUGAAUUAUACUGCAUCAUGCAGCUGUUUCGUCCUUCUAGGACUCAUCGGUGAUGCUAGGAUGCUAGUGACCAAAAUGUUGUCUAAAAUACUGUACAAAAAGAGGGGCAGGUUCACAAAUCCCCUUAAUUUAUAAACUUAAAGAUAAAGAAAAAAAUUGGUUAAUUUCAAAUUAAACCAUUGGUGAAGUAGUAAAGUGUGUGAAUUAUGAACGGAAACUGGGGUAAUCAAGGUUACGACAAACCUCGAAAACCAAAGAAUCUGCCAACAGAGUGAAAUGUUACAAUUGUAGCCUAUAUAAUACAGUGAUUAAUAUUCUGAAAUUCUUCAUUGUUUCCUGAUCAGCUCGCUCCUCCUCUAUAACUAAAAUGAUUUUGGUUCGCUGCCAGUAACGCACUCCUGUUGUUCAGUGAUUUAUCAUACACCUUCUAAAGUAAAACGUUAAAUGGGCGACAAUGUUUGAAGUGUUUAGAACAUUGAAUGGCCAUUAAAAUAUUUUUUUUAUGAUUUAAGUCAUUUGUUUAUUCUUCUAUCUGUGGUAUAUUACUAUUUUACGAGUACUGAUUGUUACAUAUACACACUUUGUCAGGUAAAAUACUAACAAACAAAAAGCAAAACAUCAUUAUAUAUUAAAUUUGCAAGUUAUGUAUAUUCCAUAUUAUUGAAAUAUUAGAAGAACAGUUAUUGACUACAUGCCAUAAGGUAGACAUGGUUUUGUGUUUGGUUUAUGAGAAAGUCCAUUAAAAUUUUGUUUAGAAUCACUCGGGUAGAUACAUUGGUCAAUAUAAAUCUGAGCUUUAAUGGAGAAUACCUGUUCUCACUAUCGACCCACCCUUAUCAUGUGGUACAGCUUUUGUAAAAAAUCAUUACCUGCCGACCGUAUUAUCGGGUUUAAAGCACAUCAUAGGAUAGAUACAGAGAGAUAAACAGCGUUCAGUCUAGAGCAGAUAGGUAUACCGACACGAUAUGAGUGAUAGAGAAGCGGAUACUAGCCCAGCUGAGGAUCCUCGUUCAGGGGACACACAGGGAACAAGGACAGCUGCCGGAAAUGGCGAUGACCACGCCAAGAAAACCAAGUUACCUCCUCCCGUACCAUCCAAGAUGGCAAAGGAUGAGGUGUUCUUGGUCGAUGACUACAGACAUGUCGAGACAUACGUACUUAAUGCACCCACAAGUGUGUUAAUGGGCUCAUUCAAGGAUCUCAUUAAGUACCUAACCGCUAAUGAGAAUUGGGACGAUGUGGCCAAGGCUCGAGCUAUCUUCCGAUGGGUGACAUCAAUCGAUGUGUUCGCCCUCGUGGUAGAAGAGGAGCCUCCUCCACAGUCCCCUCUCGAAUAUUUCCUCAAGAUCAAAAACAACCUCGGAAAUCAUGCUCAUCUUAUUUCGGGCCUCUGUCAAAUGGCAGGUAUUCCCUGUGUGAUAAUAAGUGGCAUGAACAAGAGUGCCGCCUUUGAGGUUGGCGGUAAGGUGGAUCGCAAAAGUAUGGGGGCUCAGUGGAAUGCCGUAUAUGUUAAGGGAGAAUGGCGGUUCCUCGAUGCAUUCUGGGCAUCUGCUUGUGUGGUAGGGAAGAAGUCCGGGGAAUGGACGCUAAUCGACUCUGAUGGGAACAUUACCCAGGACGAGGAUGAUACAUCUGACGGAGAAACUCAGCAUCGGAUCAAUGAGUUCUACUUUUUACCAGACCCAAAGCAGUUCAUAUGGACACAUUUCCCGGACGAAGGGCAGUGGCAACUGUUAGAAACACAAAUAACAACAAAAGAAUUUGAAACUCAUGUGUACGUUAGAGAACGGUUCUACUACCUUGGAAUGUCUUUUAACGAAAACAGCGAGCAAAAGUGCUUGCUUAACGCAGAUGACGGGGUUGUUCAGUUAGCAUUCAACAUACCCUUCCGUGACAGCGAGCACUUCCGGUACAAGUAUAUGUUGUACCAGGCAAAGUCAAGUGGUGGUGAUCAAACAUCAGAUAUGGUGUUAGACAGAUUUGUUAUGUUUGAACACACAGCCGAAACUCUUCGAUUUGCACUGCGUUUCCCUAUGAAAGGGAAGUUUAAGAUGGACAUAUUUGGAUUGGAUGUUCGCGAUUCGGACAUUUUUGACCUUACAUGUACGUAUGUGAUCAGUUGUUCAACGCCACAAAAGAACUGCCAACCUCUUCCUGAUUGCCCUGCUAUAGGUUGGGGUCCAGGAGCUGACGCAAAGAAGGCAGGACUGACAGCAAAGUCGCACGGCAGUGCCGUCAUCACAACAGAAGACGGCGUAGUGGAUAUAAAAUUGGGAUCGCACAAAGAUGUACAACUACAUCAGCUGCUCAAGAACACCAUGGUUGACGAGGCAACGUUGAGCAAGUAUGCCCUGGUGCGGGAAGAGAACGGCGAGUUUAUAGUCAGCAUUCGCCUUCCACAGACAGGCGAGUAUGGUAUAAAGCUUUACUGUAAUGACGAGGGCGAGGGAGGAGACGCGGAAAAUGUCCUCAACUACCUCAUACAGAGCCUUAACAAUGAAAUUCACAACAAACCGUUUCCGAAUAUCAUUGACGGUAGGUUAGGCAAGAAACCAUUUGCAGAUGUUUUAGGAGUUAAAAUGAUGAGUCAUACGAACUCAAAGCUUGAAACGAAAGAUGGAAAAUUAAAAAUGAAUUUUAUUGCCAAGAACAAUUUGGAUCUACUAUGUGAGCUCCAUACCAUUGACGCUGAGGCAACGAAACAAAUGAGCAUGAUUGUAAGGGAGGUGAAUGGAAAAUGGACAUUUGAUUGUGAUUUACCAGUUGCUGGCGAAUAUUCUAUAAAUGUGUUCACCCGACAGAAGAAUGGAGGACCGAGGGUAUACAAUACACACAGCUAUCUGGUAGCCUCUGACGGACAUUCAGUGGGCAAUGAGAAAGGAGACGACUCUAAGAGUGUGUCAAGUGACACAGACGAAAGCAAAAUCAUUAUGGAGACGGUACAGACAUCAGACAGCGAGAUCCUGAUUCCUAUUCCACACGGAUAUGACGAAGUUCUGGCAUCGUACCAACGACGACAUGCGAAUGACCCUCCUAAUGACGACGAAGUUAAGGUUGUUAAGCAAGAUCUGAUGAAGUUCUUUAGCGCAAAAAUGGAAGAGUAUGGCGAUUAUAUGUUGGAUUUAUACCAGAGGGAUUCAGGCAGUAGAAUUAUAAAACAUAUCGCGAAGUAUCAGGUAGAUAGGAAACCGGCAUCAGAGUUAUUCGAAGACAAUGCUAAACUUCUGAUGUCCAAUCUUGGCAUGGAACCAGAGGAAGACACAGCCUCGUAUGGAGAGACAGACGAGGAGAAAAAUAGGCGAACGGCCAAGAAGAUGAUCCAAAGAGCUAUGGACUUAAAAGACAUUGAAUUGUUGACACGUGGUCUGUUUGCAUAUGAAUCAACAGAUCCACCGGAUAUGGACAAGGACCCACUUAUCAAAAAGGCCAAAAGACUACUGGAGCUAUUACAAGCCAAACAAGAUUUGAACAGUGCCUCGUCCAAGAGAGAUUUGAAAGCACUAACUAGUGCUAUAGAGCGUGCUAAAGCCGCCAACUACGACAACUUGCUGGACCUCCAGAUCGCCAUGGCGUCCCGCCUUAAGGAUCAGUUGAUGAGGAUCGAAAAGCUGCGCCACUCAGUGCUCAGUAUGGACCAGAAGACGGUUUCGGAGAUCCGAACGUACAGCAAUCCUCCAGACGGCGUUCACCAGUCCCUGAUGGCCACAUUCUUGCUGCUUGGGAAUCCCAAAAAAGACGUUAAGGUUUGGAGGACCUGCCAGGCUAUCCUUGGUAAAUCUGGAAAGGAAUCUGUUAUGAGAAAAAUUUCGCAGUUUGAUCCGAAGGACUGUUUCCUUGACGUGGCUCUAGCGGCGCGAAAGGCCAUAGAACCAUACUCUUUGGAGACGAUUCGUGACGUUAGUGCCGGGGCGGCUACAUUCUAUGUCUGGUCUAAGGGAAUGAUUGAGGAGGUUGAAAACACAGGAGGAGCACAGGUCAAGGAUGGAAUGGCAGGGGGCGGGUCAAAGAAAACAAAGUCAGUACCAAACAAGAAGCGAUAAUACCAGCAAAGGUCACCACAAGGUCACGACGAAAGAUCUAACAUCCGGACUCACUAGACACGUAUUAUAUAAGUGCAUCAUGACGUCAUGUGUACCCCAGCUAGUUCUUUGAUAAUUCAAAAGACGGUUUCAUGCCACUCAAUAUUUAUUAUUUCAAUGGUAGCUUGCUUAACUUUGUCCAUUUUUUUCAAAUAUCUUGUUCUUUUAUAAUGCAGAAGGUUAAUAAGCUUGGGGUAUGCACACACAUUUACUAAAUAAACUUCACUAUUUUAUAUAUUGCUAUAUCUAUCAACCUUUCGGUGACCAUUUAGAGUUAAUACCGCUGAGGAAUAGAAUACUAAAUAUUUACAUUCCUUUUGUAACGCCCUAAGAUAAACCUACACAUCAAAAUGAUUCUUUUAAUUGUUGUUGAUGUUUUUUUUUCCGUCAAAUUGUUUGAGUAUUUGACGAUCGAUCAUGACAUUACGUCAAAUUCAAAUUAUGACAGAAAUUCCGAUUUACGGUUGCAGUCUGACGAAACUGGCAUUUUUUUUUUUUUUUUUUUUUUUUUUAAAUAAUAAACUGCAAAUACCAGAAAAAUCAACGCCAUAAUAAUGUCCUUGUUACAUAUAAGAAUUGAUAUGCAAAUAUUUACUGCUUAUGAUCAUAUGCUCCAAGAUUUUUACCGCGAACGUUUACUGGAACUAUGUUGCAUAUCAUAGAUAUAAAAAAAGAUGCAUAUCCAGCCUUAAAUGAAUUAACUUUUUAAUGUUAAUCUUCAUUUAAUCUUAACUCUGAAUGGUCAUAAAAGGAAACAUUGAUACGUCAUAAAUUAUAUCUGUAGUGUUUAGUAAGGUACACUCUUGUUUCUGUCAGCUUCCGAAUAGAUGGAUAUAAGGCCUUACUUUAAUGGGUUUAGUCCACAUGUUAUAGUGAGUAAUAGUAUGUUAUGUACACGAUCAAAAACUUCAUAUAUUUUUCAUACUGUAGUAAUUUCAUUCAGAUUCAUACUUUUACUUUGGUAUCGGGCGACGAUUUUCAGUUUUUUCUCUUACCAAGAGAAACAUUUAAGAUACACAAACAUAAUGUUAUCAAUAUUGUAUAUAAACGAUUGUAUGUGAUUUAUGAAGUCAAAACAAAUUAUUACUGUAUUCUUUAGAAUGUUACCAAUCGUAUGUUGGUUGGAAGUGUUACACAGAUGUACUGGUUUAUCAGGAUAUACCUACGUACGUACGAAAUGUACUUUUUUGUUCGUCUUGUUGGACAAGACUUAAGUAAGUGGCAAUGAUAAAGGUAGAAUGCAGGCAAGGAAGACAAAACUUAAAUCUGAAUUUGAGAAGAUUGAUUAUGACGUACCAAUGUCGCAUUCUAGCGUUGUAUACCAAUAUAACUACACUUCUAUUAGCGUUUGAUUUUCACUUUUCAUAAUUUCACAGAAUAUAUAUUCCUGAUUUACUAGACAAAGAUGGCACAUAUACAAUUUGGACCGUCUGUACGCUAAUAUUACAGCGUAUUGAAAAAUAAUUGCUUAAUUGCUGGAGCAUUCUACCUUUAAAAACUGUUGUAAUUGAUGUAGUUAACUGAUGUACAUCGUGUAUGUCUCUUUGAUUUUGUGAUGCAAGUUCCAAAACGCAAUUGAGACGAUGAUACCUUUGCUUUAAAAGUGAUUGAUUUCCGUUUAUAUAUAAAGUAAUAUCCAUGUUAAUAGUACAAAUGAAUAAUGAUAAAACAGGGGAGAAGAGAACAGAAGAGAAUUUACAUCUGUUAAUGAUGUAUACAAUAUAAGAUCUUGCCUGUCUAACAUGCCAUACUUUAGUAAUAUAUCUUAUUUUUUUUUACCUGUUUAUGAAUGUUAAAAUAAACUUUAAUAACAGCAAUAAUCACUAUGAACUCAUGCUUCCCUUGCUUGGCACGAUAUUUCAGUCCAUCUGGUCCCGGUAAUUUUACCUGGAGGGAUUUCAACAUUGCCGAUGCUGGGAGACCAAUGUUUCUGUCUGAUGUUAUGAUGGAUUUCCUCAAGGACUUCGGUCCACCUAAAGAUCUGGGCUUGGACAGGCACCAUGCACUUGCACACAUGCAUUUCCGGUUUGUUCGUCCAUCUACAACAAUGUCCCAGUAUGGUAGUUUGUCAAUGUUGCCAGACUCAAGAACUGGAAGUUUCAGAUCGACACGAUCUCUUAGGUCUGUUCGAUCAACAAGGUCAAUGUCAAGAACAAGGGCUAAAUCAGCUUCAGUAAGAUGUUGGUGAUUGCAACACUAGAUGUCUAUUACUAAACGCAAAUUAUGAUAUUAUCAUCUGUAGUAAUAACUUAGUUUAUAUCCUCUUUUUCAAUAUCAGUUGUAAUUAUAUUAGUAUAUAUUACUUUAGUCGCUUACUUUCUAUUUCUUCUUGAAUUAUUAUUUGCUUAUAACUUCUUGUAAAUGAUCUGAGGAAUUUCUAUAGAUGUUCUAGGAUAAAUCUGAACAUUAAAAAUAAACAAAAGUUGUUGCAUUUAAGAUGACAUAAAAAUCUUGUGUGUAUGGCAAGCUAAUUAAUAUUCAAUACCUAAAGAUAUAUCUGUAUUCAUUGAGAGAUAUCACAUAAACUUGGUAUUAAACAUUGAUAUGGCUUGCUAUACAUGUAUGUGCGUACUAUUAUCUGUAUAAUUUUUUAUUGUAGUGCAUUUUUUGGUUCAACUUUUAAUGAAAACAUAUAAUGUAAAAUUUGCUGAUUAUUUUUUAUUUUGAUGAUUUAAGCAUAUUAUCCGUCCACUUUGAUAGAGGAAAAUGUUUUGCUGAAUCUAUUGUUUCUAAGCAUAUAAUCCGUCCUAUUUGAAUUUGAUUGAUAUUUUGAUAUUGUAAAUCGUUGCCAUGUUGAUGAAAGACAAACAUACUGCUUAUAUAUUUUUUAGAUAUUUCUUCUGUAUCAAAUUUUCAUCUAAGUCUAACGAUCUGUUAUCAUGUUGUCAAAAUAAAACACUGAAAAAAA
Molecule: messenger RNA, 8330 nt
Organism: Mizuhopecten yessoensis (Yesso scallop)
Lineage: Eukaryota; Metazoa; Mollusca; Bivalvia; Pectinida; Pectinidae
Exons: 7
Coding region: 2309-5383 (1024 amino acids)
Source: RefSeq, a predicted model, not a curated record